Molecule: messenger RNA, 581 nt
Organism: Hibiscus syriacus
Lineage: Eukaryota; Viridiplantae; Streptophyta; Magnoliopsida; Malvales; Malvaceae
Product: receptor-like serine/threonine-protein kinase At3g01300
Exons: 1
Coding region: 81-539 (152 amino acids)
Biological process (GO): protein phosphorylation
Molecular function (GO): protein kinase activity; ATP binding
Source: RefSeq, a predicted model, not a curated record
CCAAGUAUAUUUUACGAAUUCACAGGCAAAGGAAUCCUCUCCCAACGUAUCUCUGCAACAAAUGUUGAGUCAGUACUGCCAUGGAAAUGCAGGUUGAGAAUUGCAAUAGAUUUAGCAAAUGCAGUGACAUAUCUUCAGUUCUUCACGCCGCGUUCUGGAGACCUAUUAUCCAUCUCUAUGUUAAAUGCUCAAGUAUGUUGGAUCACUACAAUGUCCCCAAACUCAUUAGCUUUAGACUAUGCAUAUCUAUUCCUCAAGGGCAAUCACAUGUGGAGGAUGCUGUUAUAGGGAGAAUGGAGUACUUGUCUCCCGAAUAUGUGGCCAGCGGUUAUUUAACAGAGAAGGCUGAUGUUUAUUGUUUUGGAAUGCUUCUACUUGAGCUUUUAAGCGGACAGAGGCCGAGUUAUGUUAUUAGGGAACACCAUGUACUGGAUGCUGAUGAGCAGCACCGUGUUGAAAAUUUCGGUAAUGUUGUGGAUCCAAGAAUAUCGAUCGAGUCGGAGCAGUUGCAGGGUUUGGCCACACUUUUCCACAGAUGAACUUGCAAUGAUGGAGAAAAGAGGCCGUAAAUGAUCGAGGUG